Molecule: messenger RNA, 937 nt
Organism: Aspergillus aculeatinus CBS 121060
Lineage: Eukaryota; Fungi; Ascomycota; Eurotiomycetes; Eurotiales; Aspergillaceae
Product: putative signal sequence-binding GTPase GPN3
Exons: 1
Coding region: 32-937 (301 amino acids)
Molecular function (GO): GTPase activity
Source: RefSeq, a predicted model, not a curated record
GUUUUACAAAGAUCGGACCCCCUCUUCCAACAUGUCCAAGUUCGGCGUCCUAGUGAUGGGCCCCGCCGGGGCCGGCAAGACGACCUUCUGCAGCGCGGUGAUCCAACAGCUCCAGAACACGCGACGGAGCUGCUUCUACGUGAACCUGGACCCGGCGGCGGAGACGUUCAGCUACGAGCCGGACCUGGACAUCCGGGAGCUGAUCACGCUGGAGGACGUGAUGGAGGAGCUGGGGCUGGGCCCCAACGGCGGGCUGAUCUACUGCUUCGAGUUCCUGCUGCAGAACCUGGACUUCCUGACGGAGGCGCUGGACCCGCUGAGCGAGGAGUACCUGAUCAUCUUCGACAUGCCGGGCCAGAUCGAGCUGUACACGCACAUCCCGCUACUGCCGUCGCUGGUGCAGUUCCUGUCGCGCGCCGGCCCGCUGAACAUCUCGCUGUGCGCCGCCUACCUCCUGGAGAGCACGUUUGUCGUGGACAAGGCCAAGUUCUUCGCCGGCACGCUGAGCGCCAUGUCCGCCAUGCUGAUGCUGGAGAUGCCGCACGUGAACAUCCUGACCAAGAUGGACCAGGUCAAGGACAUGAUCUCGCGCAAGGAGCUCAAGCGCUUUACCAACGUCGACGUCCAGCUGCUGCAGGCGGACCAGGACCGCGACGAGGAGGAGGCAACAGGCGGUGGGGAGGUCGUCGUCCAGGGCGAUCCCGCGGCCAAGGAGAACCUGCUCAGCGGCGGCUCCUUCAACCAGCUCAAUCGCGCCGUCGGCCAGCUCAUCGAUGACUUCAGCAUGGUCUCCUUCUUGAAGCUCGAUGUCCAGGACGAGGACAGCGUCGCCGCCGUGUUGAGCCAUAUUGACGAUGCCAUCCAGUACCACGAAGCGCAGGAGCCGCGCGAGCCCAACGAUGCCCAGGAGGUCGAUUAUGAGGAUGGCGAUAUGUGA